AUGGCCUUGGCUCCGUUGGACUUGAUCCUGGCUUUGGCCUUGGUACCAUCUAAUACUCCCACACAAUCCUUAAAUCUCUACCAUGAUCGAGUUAGGAAGUUAGCUGAUAACUGCACUGGUUGGCAAGGCUUUUUGGUGUUUAGUGUUGUUAGCGGUGGAACUGGCUUUAGUUUGGACUCUUUGUUGUUAGAGCGCUUGACAGUAGAUCAUGGAAAGAAGUCAAAGCUUGGGUUCACCAUCUAUCCUUCACCUCAGGUCUCUACUGCUGUUAUGGAACCUCACAAUAGCGUUUUGUCCACUCAUUCCCUUCUUGAGCACACAGAUGUGGCUGUGCUAUUGGACAGUGAACCAAUUUAUGACAUUUACUGGAGAUCUCUCGAUAUCGAGAGGCCAACUUACACCAAUUUGAACCGACUGAUAUCUCAAAUCAUAUUAUCCUUGACAAGUUCUUUAAGAUUUGAUGGAGCCAUUAAUGUGGAAAUUACAGAGUUCCAAACCAAUCUUGUUCCAUAUCCCCGUAUCCAUUUCAUGCUCUCUUCAUGUGCACCUGUCAUCUCAGCUGAGAAAGCCUACCAUGAACAAUUAUCAACUCCUGAGAUCACAAAUGCUGUGUUUGAGCCCGCAAGCAUGAUGGCAAACUGUGAUCCUAGGCAUGGGAAGUACAUGGCAUGCUGCCUGAUGUAUCGAGGAGAUGUUGUCCCCAACGAUGUUAAUGCUGCUGUCGCUACUAUCAAAACCAAGAGAACUGUGCAGUUUGUUGACUGGUGCCCGACUGGCUUUAAAUGCGGUAUUAACUAUCAGGCCCCAACUGUUGUACCUGGGGGAGAUCUUGCUAAGGUGCAGCGAGCUGUUUGCAUGAUCAGCAACAAUACAGCAGUGGCUGAAGUGUUCUCACGCAUUGACCACAAGUUUGAUCUCAUGUAUGCGAUUAGAGCUUUUGUGCAUUGGUAUGUUGGUGAGGGCAUGGAAGAAGGUGAAUUCUCAGAAGCCCGCGAGGAUCUGGCUGCUCUUGAGAAAGAUUAUGAAGAAGUUGGUGCUGAAGGUGUAGAAGACGAUGAGGAAGGUGAAGACUAUUGAUGUACGUAUGCAAAA
Messenger RNA from Theobroma cacao (cacao), 1092 nucleotides. The record is from RefSeq and is a predicted model, not a curated record. Lineage: Eukaryota; Viridiplantae; Streptophyta; Magnoliopsida; Malvales; Malvaceae.